CAAAUUUGGGUCAGGGGUGAGAGACCAACGUCACAGGCUUGCAAGAUGGCGCGCGGACGGCUGUGAGAUGGUAAACCGGGCUGGUUAAUCCAGAAAGGCUCCUGCCGAUGCAAUAAGGUUGUACUUUUCGGGGAAGAGAAGGCGAGAUGGAAUUACCAAAUCACGCUAGACAGCUGCUGCUCCAGCUGAAUCAGCAGAGGGCCAAGGGCUUCCUGUGUGACGUCAUCAUUGUGGUGGAGAACGCCCUCUUCAGGGCGCACAAGAACGUCCUGGCCGCCAGCAGCAUGUACUUCAAAUCGCUUAUGCUUCACGACAACCUGGUGAAUCUGGACAUGGACAUGGUGAGCCCGUCGGUCUUCCGGCAAGUGCUGGACUUCAUCUACACGGGCAAGCUGCCGUCCACAGACCAGCCCUGCCAGCAGAAGUUCACCGCCCUCCUGACGGCUGCCAGCUACCUCCAGCUGCAUGAUCUGGCGGCCCUCUGCAGGAAACGGCUUAAAGGCUGCGGCAAGCCCCUCCCGGUGAAGCCGGGCAUGGUACGGGGGCACCGCAAGCAGAAAGUCUCCUCUGCCAAGCCCGCCUCUGUCCACCGUUUGGUUUCUGAGGACAAGCAGCGGGACCAAGACAAGCCACAGGACGAGAGAGUGUCGGAGGAUGAGGAGUAUGCAGGUAGGGCCCCAGGGACCACAUCAGGCAGUAAGACGGGCAGCAGUGGCGAGGUCGGCGGCGGGGAUGAGGAGGAGGAUGGUCAGGAGGUGGGGCUGGACCUGUCCAAAAAGAGUCCUUCAGAGAGCUCUGUUACGGAGGAGGUCAGCCCCCCAAGCCUCAGGGACGAGUCGCCCCCAUCUGAAUCCCCAUCAGCUGGCAACAGCGCCACGUCUGAGGAACCUGGCCAGCCCCCAGACCUGGAGGAUGGUGAGCCCAUGGAGCUGGGGGAACGGGCGCUUGAGAAGAGCCCGCUUCUACCAGAUGGAGACCGACCACGUGCCAGGUUCCGCCAGUCUGCCCGCAAGAAGGAGUGGCCUAAGAGGGAAGGGGGCGUGGCCAAUGCCACAGAGAAGCCAGCAGCGGCCAACUUGAGGUCAGUGGUCACCGGCGAUCAGCCAUCCAACGGAAAUAGCUUUAGCUCGGAUCAGGCUUUCGGAAGCGCCGAGGAGGGGGAAAACGGGAAGGAUCACAGUGACGAGAGCGAGGGUGAGAGUCCCGGUGCCAAUUAUGUGUACCGUCAGGAGGGCUUUGAGGUUGCCGUCGGCGACAACCUAUACGUCUGCAUUCCUUGUGGCAAAGGUUUCCCCAGCUCCGAGCGGCUGAAUGCCCACGUGGAGACGCACACCGAGGAGGAGCUGUGCAUCAAGGAGGAGGCCGAGGACCUAUCGGCAAGGGUGGCCCCACCCCCUGGCACAGAGCCCCGCCCCUUCGAGUGCUCGGUGUGCAGCAAGAGCUACAAGGACCCAGCAUCCUUGCGGCAACACGAGAAGGGUCACUGGCUCCCGCGGCCCUUCCCCUGCCACAUCUGCGGCAAGAUGUUCACGCAGCGCGGCACCAUGACACGCCACAUGCGCAGCCACCUGGGCCUGAAGCCGUUCGCCUGCGAGGAGUGUGGCAUGCGCUUCACCCGCCAGUACCGCCUGACGGAGCACAUGCGCGUGCACUCGGGCGAGAAGCCGUACGAGUGCCAGCUCUGCGGGGGCAAGUUCACACAGCAGCGCAACCUCAUCAGCCACCUGCGCAUGCACACCAGCCCGGCGUGAGACAGACACCCAGAGAGGCCCCUGCCUGCCCACCCAGCCGUGGUGCCCCCUCACCUGGGUGAGGUGGCUACUUGCCUGCUGGUGGUCAGCCUCCAUCUGGGGCAUGGACACUGGAUACCAGCGUUCCCAACCUUCACCUGGGCCCCCGCCCUCUGGGGUGCUCCUCCUUUCCGUCGGGUUUGUCUUCCUUGCGACGGCUCGGCUGAUUUACCCUCAGCCGCAUCGCUGUUGCAUAUUUAACCCCGUAGGGUCUGAUAGCCUCACUUUUCUCAUUUUAGUACCUCAAACACACAGGGCCCCAAAGCUCCUGAUUCCCCGAUGCUGGGGGAUUACAGAAAUCCCAGAAAGGCAGAGGGGGGGGGGAGCUUUUUUUUAUCAUUAAUGUUCAUUUCUAGCCUCUAGGGAUGCACCCUUUUCUGAAAACUGAACCUUUCCAUGGUACUUUGUCUUAACGAACCGUUGGUCUUUACAUGUCUUUGUGAAUGUUUUAACUGGAUGGCGUGGGGGGGCUUUUCUUCCGGGGAUGGGUGGGUCUUUAAAUCCUUGUCAAUUUUGUUGCUGGAUCUGUUUCAGCUGUCCCUCCGCCAUAUUCUUCACGUUAAACCCCCCCUUUCUGAAACAGGAGGGACUUGUCUGAAUAGACUUCUUACAGUACUACCUCUGAAUUGUUCUCCGCGAACAAUACAUUGAUGAGUGAAAUUGGGGGUGGGGUGUGGGGUGUGGGGUGUCCUAAAUGUUAGUAAUAUGUUCAAAGGUUGUAGCGUAACAGCGCAUUAAUUUAGCCUGCCCACCACUCAAGAUGUUUGUGUUUGUAUUUUGCAAGUAUUAUUAUUAUUAUUAUUAUUAUUAUUAUUAUUAUUAUUUAACAGCUUUAAAUUGCCUUACGGGUCCUCAAAGAUUCAGCCUGGCCUGGGUGGAUGAUUAUUGUCUGAUGGACAUGUGCUUGGUUUCCAAAGAAUGAUGAGAACUGGAGGGCAAGAGCGAUAAAGAGACCAGUAGCCUGAGUGCUCUGGGCACUGAGAACCAAAGUUUUAAUGUAAGUAAAUAUGUGGGGAUAUUGAGGUGUUCCGCAAAAAAAAGCACUGUAGCGGAAGGAUCGGAGUGUUUUUAUUGACCAAUGAGAAGUUGCAGACCAACAAACAUCUUCUGAUUGGUGGGUUGGUAAUGUUGAUUUUAAGCUUUAGGAAUUUUUUCUUCCCUUGUACAAAUUUAGAGAAUCUUUGUGUAGUUCAUACAUGUCUUCAAAAGGGCAUUAAUUUUGAGUCAAACCAAAAAAGAAAAUCAACCUUAAACAAUGUGUGAAGUUUAUCUAAUCUUUUUCUCUUUUGCCAAACGUGAAGCUCGUACUGAACGGGAUUUUGAUAAGCUCUUUUUCCACACGGGGGUCUUUUAGACGGGAUUGAUUUCUUUCCGAGGGGCAUCCUUUUAACAAGACAUCAUCCUUCUAACCAAAUUAACCCUUAAACUGGGUGAGAUACAUGCCGUCACUUUUCAGAUGAACUGGAAACUCGAGGCACUUGGACAUUUUAGAAACACUUUGAAUCGGGGAUUUGGGGGUUUGGAAGGAUCCCAUCUUCAGCUCACCCCCUCUCCGACACCCUGUAGCAGGUACAUUCCUGCAAAUGUGUUUGUCUGGACGCCCUCUGCAGUAGUGAUAUUCUCACCCUCCAAUUUACUAGGCAUAGUUCAGCACAGAGACGGCGUCCUUCAGUCAGUUUAAAUGUUAGUCAUCAGCAGCAUGACAUCAGGCACCGAUGUAGUUAAAAAAAUGAAAUUUGUCCUGAGCUGCUGUCUUGUUAAAAAGCAGCUUUUGGUCUCUGAGUUGCGAACGAUACCUUUUUUAAAAUGAGGGACAAAGAAACGCAUUACAAAGGGUGAGUUUCAGGGUGUCGGAAGUUUCCAGAAGCAUCCCAAAGCAGCCCCAGCCAACACCAGCCUGUUUCCUGUCCCUGUUAAAUGAAUGUCAGGGGUCACAUGUGGCUGGAGUUUUGGUGGGGGGGGGGGGUAAUGAGCUUUUGUAGGAAAGCGCCUCGCAGGCUGGUCCUGUGGGGGCUCCAGUCUCCAGGUGGUUCUUCCCCCAAAUGGCUGCCAGAGAUGCUAACCCUAAAUCAAGGGCUCAGGUUUUAUGUGCUCUCUGGGCUGGUUUAGGCAUGCUGAAUAGGCCCUAACCCUACCCUCAUCAGCCCCCAAGGCACCCUUAAGUGUUCCUGUCAGGAAUCUCUGAGGACGCUCACUGCACAGGCCCUGUAGUUGACGUGUCACACAGUUAAGGGCUUGGCCGAUGAACACAAGGCUUGCGCUGGAGCUGGCUGCAGACCCAUGGCUGGUGCUCCUAUCAGCCGCGGCCCUUGGCCUGUAGCAGUGUCAAAUUUGUAACUUCCUCUGGUUAAAAGUGCCAAUUAAGCAGGUAAAUCUCAGCAGAUGCUUAUAACAAAACUCUGUAGGUCACCUGGGGUUUGAAGACACGCUGCCCUUAAUCCCGGGUCUGGUUAGCAUGUCUUGCUAGCCAGAGGGAAGUGUCAGCGGACAAAGGCCUUAACCGUCAUUAUUGUGGAAGGGCAUCGUAAAACAAUUCCAAGCUGUGCCCGUCUUCAGGGUUUGUUCAUUAUCUGACUGCAGGACACUCCGCUCGAGUGUCCUUUGAUUCUUUAUUUUUUUGUAUUAUUACAAAAGACACUGGCGUAGUUUUUUGUGAGAUCUAGUUAAAACAGCCUUGAGGCAAGGCAGGGCAGCUUGACGUUGAAACGACACCCAUGCUGUAUAGCCAGAGAGCGGGAGGAGGCCGUCACACAGACUAGCGCACGGUUCACCUUGUUUACAGACUCGUACCGUUCCAUACCUCAGCAGGCAUGAGAAGAACUGGGGACGUCUUGCGUUGCUGCACAGGGCCGGAUCCCACUGUGCCACCCCAACCCCCCCAGGACCAAGCACUGUGCUUAUGGGAGGGGGUGUGACACGGCUCUCAUACGCAGGGCGCCCUCAGAGUUUUUGGCCUCUCAUGACAGUCAUGAAUCGCAUCGGACUCACAAGUGUUAUGUAUUUUUAUGUUUUGUUGUUUUCUCGUCUGUGGCUGAUGAAUGUACAACCUCCCCCCGCCCCCCCCCCCCAGCUGAUACUGAGUCAGGUUAUCAUCCCCUCUAGUUGUCAGUUACUUUGUGUGUAAAUGCGUCCUGUUUAUGUGUCUAAGAGAGCGAAGCCAUGUUAACCCAAUCUGCGAACCCGGUUCAGAAGGCAUUUUCAAAACCACUACCGAGGCGGGUCUCUCGCUCGCUCUCUCACUCGCUCCCACCUGUGUCUCUCCGUCCCUCUUGGAUUCCUGGUUGUUUCCAAGUUGUAGCUCGACCCGGCAAAAAUGUUUUAUUGCUGUUCUUAAAACCAAACCAGCUGGCCAGACCUUUUCUUGCUCUCCCAUAAGUGUAAAAGCGAUUUUGGUUUGGAUUGUUACUGUUAGUUACUUUAUUCUCGUCUUCAUUGUUGCUUCAUCAUACAGCAUUAGAAAAAAGCUUUAAAUGGUUGUCAAGAAUAUAGGCCCCCACUUUGCCCCGUGUGUGGAAUUUUGUGUAUAUGUUCUUUGCUUUCCUGUAUCCUUUUCUGACUAAACGGCAGUCACGUGCAUCCCAUGUACACUGUGUUAAAGGCAAUUCCUGCCCCAAGGGAUUGUGGGAAAGAUGCAGAACCUGGAGACAGGUGAUCUACCAGUCUAGGUUUUUUGAGCUUUAAAUAAUCCCAUGUGAUCACUCCACCUUCCCUCCAGUACCAGGGUAUCUGUGCAUGCCCUCCCCACCCCCCCUCCCCAGAAAUAUUUGCCAAAGGACAAACUCUCCUCCUUCGUCACUGCUUCUUAUCUCGCAGUGACUGGGUGGACGUAACCCAAAGAGAACCUGUUAGCCAGAAAUAUAGUAGCAAAGGACCUCUUUCUUGCUUAGUCUGCAGUUCCGAUGUAAUAUUUGGAGAAAUUGCAUUGAGAAAAUGAUCUCUGAAAUCUGUUUUAACUCAUUUUUUUCCUGGAACUGUAAUGGAAGUGCACUGUUUUAAAGGGAAACGCCUUAGCUGCUAAUCUAGUACUUGAAACCUUUUAAAAUAAUACACCAGUUUUCUCCCUGUGGUAUAGAUCCAUUUUUUACAGUAACCUCUUCAGAUGUAGCAGUUCGUAAUGCUCUCGCUAGUGGCAACACCCUGACUGUAAGACCCUUAACCUCAGGAAGCUUCUGGUUCAGGUAAAGGGUUACAAAGUGUGUAGCUAGAAACUCACCGUGUCAUGAAAGCUCUUUCUUCUGAUUGUCAUCGUUCACAAUCGCAUUUUUUUAAAUGUACAUCAAUAAGACCUUAUUUUAUAUUUUCAUUAAAUGUUUUCAUUGAAACUGUUCA
Messenger RNA from Paramormyrops kingsleyae, 6119 nucleotides. Its product is annotated as hypermethylated in cancer 2 protein-like. Lineage: Eukaryota; Metazoa; Chordata; Actinopteri; Osteoglossiformes; Mormyridae. Gene Ontology annotation, biological process: regulation of transcription by RNA polymerase II. Gene Ontology annotation, molecular function: DNA-binding transcription factor activity, RNA polymerase II-specific; RNA polymerase II cis-regulatory region sequence-specific DNA binding; protein binding. The record is from RefSeq and is a predicted model, not a curated record.